AUGGACGACGGACUGGUGCUCAACCUUGCCGUAGACGAUGCCUCGACGUCUAAAGUGACGUCGGCCAAGAAAGGUGGGCGGUGGACUGACCGACUGAAAGCGAAACGGGUCGCGAAGCGGAAAACAAGAUCAGAGGAGUCUGAACACACACAGGAGCCAGACCAUGAUGUUGAAAGACGUCCUUCAAAGAAACUUCGCGAAGAGCAUCCCACGCCGUCUACAAAUGUAGAUCAUACUGAAGAACGCUCUGCCCGACCGGUACAAAUCAUUUCUUCACUGUUCACAUCCAACCCGAAAGUCGAGCAGCCCACUCCGUCUGCACACCCCCUCAAGUCAGCUUCUCGCCCGAGUAAUGCCCCCUUGACCGACCUGUCCACGUUCUCUGGACUUGGCCUUGAUCCCCUCAUGGUUGCCCACUUGUCCUCAAAGAUGGAUAUAUCCAAGCCCACAUCAAUACAGAGGGCUGCGCUCCCACAUCUACUGACCGCAUCCGAGAACACCUCCUCGAGGGACGUGUUCAUCCAAUCGGAAACAGGUUCCGGCAAGACGCUCUCGUUCCUGCUCCCGAUCAUCCAAGACCUCCUCCCGUUCAGCUCUCUAUCGUACAUUGACCGCUCCAUCGGCACCUUAGCCGUCAUCAUCGCGCCGACGCGCGAACUAGCUAAGCAGAUAUCAGAUGUCCUGGAGGCGCUCCUGCAGCUCCGUCUGCGGCCUCAAGACGAAACCGCGGACGCCUCGGACGCGUCGCCCCGUCUCACGCGCUGGCUGGUUUCCGGCUUGCUCACCGGCGGCUCCACACGCACGCACGAAAAGGCGCGCCUCCGCAAGGGCGUACCGAUCCUCGUGUCCACGCCCGGGCGCCUGCUCGACCACCUCCAGAACACCGAGUCGUUCGACGUCGGCAAGUGUCGCUGGCUCGUGCUCGACGAGGCCGACCGGUUGAUGGAACUCGGAUUCGAGGAGACGAUUCAGGGCAUCCUGCGCGGCCUCGACGGGCGACGCAAGCUUGCCAUGCAGGCGGCAGACGAAGGCAAGAGCACGGAGGUGGGCGGAUGGGAUUGGGAGACGAGAAGGAGGACGGUACUGUGUUCGGCGACGAUGCGCGAGGACGUGCAGAAGCUGGCCGGGACCACACUGAAGGACCCGAUCAUGAUCAGGGCGACGCAGGACGAUACCCCACGGCCCAGAGAUGGUGCCCUCCGCGACGACGAUGUGUCUGGGCUUGCCACAAACAGCCAGAAGUUCACUCCACCAUCGCAGCUGUCUCAGAAGUAUGUCGUUGUCCCGUUGAAGCUGCGCAUGGUCACUCUCGUGGCCUUACUCCGUUCACUACUAUCCCAGGCGCAGAGUCAAAGAGGAGCGAAGAUUAUUGUUUUUCUCAGCUGCACAGACUCAGUCGACUUCCAUUGGCAUCUCUUGGGUGGUACGUCUAUGGGUGAUGGAGAAGACGGAUCAGACGAUUCCGAUGGCGAACAGAGCGGUAUCGAAAAACAGGAUCCAUCUCCACGCAAGAACGGGAUAGAUAUAUCGCCGGAAAAAAUACAUUUCAAGUCACCGCUACUUCCUGAUACAUCCAUAUUCCGGCUACACGGCUCGCUCCCUCUGCAAACGCGACUCGCCUCUCUGCGUGGAUUUUCUGCGGUGCCAUCACCAAAAUCUACCGAUGUAUCUUCGUUUUCUGUGCUGCUAUGUACGUCCGUGGCGUCGCGGGGUCUGGAUUUACCGCUCGUGCGAGCCGUCAUCCAGUAUGACCUACCGACCGAAGGCGGUGCAACAGAGUAUGUGCACCGCGUGGGACGUACCGCACGAGUGGGUAAAGGCGGCGAAGCGUGGAGCAUUGUUGCACCCAGUGAGGCUGGAUGGGUGAAAUGGGUGGAAGGGAAGAUGCAGGGUGAUACACUGGAAGACGUCAAGGGCAAGAACGUUGCAUUGGAAGGUGUUCCUGUAGAAACAGUCCUCAAACAAGGUUUUGGGGGUAAGGGGAGCGAAUACGAGGAGCGGGCAACAGAGGUGCAACUCUCGUUCGAGAGAUGGGUACUCAAAGAUAAACAGAACGCACAGUUCGCUCGUAAAGCCUUCUUGUCCCAUGUGCGGGCGUAUGCUACCCAUCCAUCAGACGAAAAACAUAUCUUCCACAUCCGACAUCUGCAUCUCGGACACCUUGCAAAAGCAUUUGCACUGCGUGAAGCUCCGACUACUGUGACCAACGCAGGAAGCAAGGGCAGGGGCGCCAAGGCCCCAGCGAAGCGCAAAACCUUUCAUCACGAGCCAUCAGCUAGAGACCCGAGGAGCAGGGGGGGCAAACCUACUGAGACGGACAACGGCCACGAUAUUGGGGACGCGGAGAAGCGGAUGGAGAAGGUGGUGAGGGCGCAAGGACGAUUGACGAAGAAAGGAGGGAAGAUGGUCAGCACUGGGACGUCGGAAUUCCAGAUCGCUGGAGGGUACACGUUGGAAAAAUUCGUUCAAGGAUCUCGGACAUAG
This is a messenger RNA of Sparassis crispa, 2484 nucleotides long. RefSeq names its product ATP-dependent RNA helicase DBP7. Bases 1 to 2484 code for a protein of 827 amino acids. Gene Ontology annotation, molecular function: ATP binding; RNA helicase activity; nucleic acid binding. NCBI's taxonomy places the organism in Eukaryota, Fungi, Basidiomycota, Agaricomycetes, Polyporales, Sparassidaceae. Gene Ontology annotation, biological process: ribosome biogenesis. The transcript is spliced from 3 exons. The record is from RefSeq and is a predicted model, not a curated record. Gene Ontology annotation, cellular component: nucleus.